Messenger RNA from Symbiodinium necroappetens, 224 nucleotides. Lineage: Eukaryota; Dinophyceae; Suessiales; Symbiodiniaceae. The record is from the annotation of a GenBank genome assembly.
GCUUUCGUCCUGGGGAACUUCGCCGCGUGUGCGGCCACGGAGCCGUUUCAGCGCUGGCCGCCGAAGGUCCUGGAAUACCUGCUGAAAAGCGAUCAGCUGACGGUGGCGUCGGAGGAAGAGACUCUCCUUUGGGUGGCCAAGUGGCGAUCAGCGAAACCCGGCCGCGAGGAGUCUGCGGUUGCUGUUCUCUCUUCCAUCCGCUGGCCGCUUCUCUCGCUGCCGAC